UCACGAUCUAUAUCUAUUCCCCGAAAGUUUCUUUUGCUGAUGUGGAUCCGGCAUGUCGCAGGAGCAUGCAUUUUUCGCGAUUGUUUUUUUCCUCGCAACCGCAAGUCCCCAUGCAUACUUGAUCUGGCUUAACUUGAUCACUCAAAAGAUACAAGAAACAAUCCGAACAAAAGCGCUCAGAUCCAAACACGGGUCCCACAGUUGGAACGCCACGGCAGAGACUGUGGGAGUGGUGCUCGUCACGUUUAGAAAAUACUUUAAACACAAGUCUUUUUUUCCGGAAAUCGAUUCCCACCUCCAGGCGACCAUACUCAGAAAUAUUUUCCCAGACAAAGCACCAUAAAGAACGCCUGUCGCUAUAAUUCCUGUUGAACUCUUCCUCUUCGUAAAUGCGGCUCCUUUUUGCAACUUUUUACUAGCUACCCGACCUAGUAUUUAGAACGAGAAGCAUCGUAAUAUCACACGGUACAGUCGUCCCAGCUAGGAGAAGCCACGACACAUUUAAACCAGCUGCGCAUCGGCGCCUGCUUUUGCGCUGAUGCUGUCUGGCGGUGUCAGAGAAGAUCUUCAAACGCGAGGGAGUAUUAGACAGCAUCCCCCGGCUGCCGCUGCUGCCUCAUGUCGGGUAUGAACGAACAGGACAUGCGAAAUGUCGUCAACGCCUGCGCUGCACUGUAUGGCGGAGACAAGGAUGCGAAUAAGAUCAAGGAGGCAAACACUUUCCUCACGGAGUGGCAAUGCGCCGAAUCGGCCUGGGCCACGGCGAGCGAAAUAUUGUCUCGAGCAAACCUCGACGACACGGCGCCGACAAAUGUGGCGACAGUGUAUAAGAAUAGUAUAUGUUUCGUAAGUUAAAGUUAUGAUUUUUGAUUUUCUUGUGCAAGUUCAUGUUCAAUCAACACACUCUAGUCCAGUCGACCAUGUUGAUAUCGCUACAACAGGCUGCAUUCAGAAUGAAAACGGUUUCUGAACAAGAUGAAAAUUGAUUUGUCGAAACAAAAAAACCAGAUCUUUUGCAGCACAGACGCUCCGGACCAAAAUCUUGUACGACGUCAACGACUUGUCGACCCAGGAGCAGAUGACAUAUCUUCGCACCGCGCUCUUCCAGAGCAUGGCGCGAUUGCGGGAUCGAGCGCCCUUUGGAAGCGCCCUGACGCAACUGUGCCUCGCGCUGUGCGGUCUGGCGAUUCACAUGGACGAAUUUUGGCCGGAUUUGAUUCAGUCACUGUUUCGAGAUCUAGGCGCGCAGACAGCGAACUAUGUCAUUCUGCUGGACUUGCUGCGCUUCAUGCCGGAAGAAAACAAGAACAAGCGACUUCUGACGGAUUCGGAGAAAAGAAAGAGAAACAGGAGGAGGCUACACGAAAGCAUGCCUCAAGUCUUUCAGUUCCUGCAGACGAUAGAGUACUCUUCACCUCUGUUUUUUUCAGCUGCUGUUUUGGUUCCAGAUUCACAGCACUUUCCUUGUACACAUACUUACACGCCGGGGCGAAAGAACAUACAUUCAUUAUUUUGUCAACAACACGGGUAUAAUUGACUUCAAAAACAGGAUGCCGACCACCGCAGCCAAGGUGAAAGUGCUCGAGUGUUUCUCCGCGUGGACCAAAUUUAGCGACGACCCUGCGGACCUGUUUUCCGGCAGCAAUAGCCUUUUGGUGCCCUGUUUUUCCUACCUCGGCGACCCCGAGCUCGGGUCGGUUGCUAGCGACGUCAUCGUCGAGGGGCUCGACCUAUUUCGGGAAAAGGAUCUGCAGCAGGCGCUGGCGCAGGAAGGUAGCCGGGAGGCGGCGUGUGUGGCACCCAUUAUGAGCUCGGUGCUCAACCUGCGGCCGCAGUUCGAAGCGGCGCUCAGCGCCAGCGACCCCAGUAUCGGCGACCAGGAUGACGUGCUCCGCCGGUUCAUCCGCGUCAUUGCGACGGCGGGCGAGGCUUUGGUGCAGGUAAUCGCCCGAAACCCCGCCCAGUACAACCAGUUUCUGGAGCUGCUGGUGCUGUGCCUGAAGGUCCCGGUCCCGCACCUGGCAAACAUCGUCGUGGACUUUUGGCUCACCCUGACGGACACGUUCGCAGGGGCGACCUCUAACAGUUACGAGAUGCAGCCGCCGCAAAGCGCAUCCACAAUUGAGCAGACGGAAAAGCUCUACAAGCACCUGUUCGGCGUCUUGCUCGAGGUAGAAAGGGUUGGUUUUGAAAGAAAUUCAUACUGAUGCAUUUGUCUUUCGGCACGACGUUUUUCUUUUUACUUUUAGAUGCUAUAGUUUGUUUGCUUCCUCGUGGAGUGCUUCUUCAGCAAGUCCACUUCUAAGAGAAAUCAAUGCGACGACAUCAGGUGAGCAUCGUGCCCCACCAAGACAUCAAGAAUCCCUUCGAGGACGCGGACGAGGAUUGGGAGCGGUUCCGGUGGGAAGGCGUACGGUCGUAUCAAAUGCAAAAAUGUCUGGGUCUGGAAGAUUAAAACUUGUCAUGCUAAAUCCGAGUAAAAUGCAAAAAUCUGUGUUGCAUGAGUGCCAAAAGCUGUCCACUUUCGACCAACUUGGGAGGUAGUUUCUCAUGCGGGAUAGGCAUGGCAGAGACCUCACAGACUCUGUCAUGCUCGGCGCCGCAUUCCAGACCUCAUUGGUCAUGGAAAAUUUGCAUGACAAAUCUCGCAAUCUUCCAGACCCAGACAUUUUUACAUUUGAUAGGUCGCUCGGCAGCACGAUCACCGAAUACGAACUGGUGCGGCGCGGCGAAGUCUUCCAGCUCCUCGUCCAGAGUCUGAAGCAGGAAAGCGCACGGCUGGCCCCGGCCGGCGUGUCCGGCGGCGGCGGGUCCUCGUCGAGCACGGCGCCCAAUGGUGCGUCAAGAGAUCAGGUACAUCUGAAGCUGGAGGCCCACUUCUUCCUGCUUCAAGUGGUCGCGAUGUGCUUCCACAUCGACCCGGAGCACUCCGCCUACCCCGCGAUGAUAGAGUUGCUCACCUUUCUGCCGAACCUCAUCCAAAGCGAACCCGCGCAAACCGACAACAGGUAAUAUCCAGCAUAACGGUUGCAGUCACUAUGAGUUGGCUUUGUCUCCUGUUAAUGUAGCAUAAGAAUCAUUGUGCAUCAUGCGGGUAGUUGACGGCCAUCACUAUCAUCCUGGCACCACGGUAAAGUCUUAUAGUGGGAUAAGUACAUCCGCGAUAAUGAUAAGUAAUUUUUUUCCUCAUCUCUACGCAACCACGGAUUGAAAAAACCCCGACAGGUACUACCUGGAAUUUUGCCAGCACUCCGCCCUCGGCUUGAUUGACACCAUGGCCGGCAAUCUCGGGGACGUAAGCGAGGAGUUGAUGCAGGCGAACCUGAAUUGUGUUUGCCAGGUCCUGCUCGCCGACGGCGCGAAGAAGUCCAAGGACAAGCAGCGGGCUGCCGGGUACGCCUUUUCCCGAAUAUGUAACCGCCACCGAUCGAAUUUGGUCAAAUACCUCCCGCAGCUCCUUUCGGUGUACGGCAAUUCGCUGGAGCUGCUCCCCCUGAAAAUCCACCUGGAGGUGACCCGCGGGCUCACCGAAGUGCUCAUGGAGCUCGAGGACCUGCACACGUUUCGCGAGGCGCUGGAAAAGAUGAUAGUACCGCUGGUGAACGGUCUUCGGCACGAGAACGUCACGCCCCCGCAACUCGGCGAGAUCGUGGACCGAUUGGUCAUGCUCAUGGACCACACGGACAUGGAGCGCAUGCACGCGAUGCCCGGCUUCGCCGAGGCGUUGGGGGGCGCGUUUUUGACGACCUUGUAUCCAACCGUGAACCGCAUCUGCCACAACCACCCGACGGAGGAGGAUUUGAUCGAAAAGAUCACGCGAUUCCAGAAGCACGCGCUCCGAAAGAUGCCCCGGGUCUUCAAGCAGGUGCUGCCCACGUACAUCGAGACCAUCACGGUUUGCUUCGAAAAGAAGCUGCUGAGCUCCUGGCUGUACGCCUCCGAGUACGUGGUUUCGGAGUACGGAAACGACCCGGAAGUGUUGCCCGCCCUGGCGCAGCUGUUCGAGCGCAUGGGCAAAGCCGCCCUGCCCGCGUUGAUGGCCAUGCGCGACGACGAUCUGAACGCGGAACUCAUAGAAGACUUCUACGGCAUGUACGGAAGGUACGCGAAAUGCGCGCCAGCGGUGGUGUACAACAGCGAAACGCUCAAGCCGUCACUAGACCUGCUACCGAAGUGCUUGCUGGUACUAUGUAUGAUCAAGAUGGAUUGAAGUCAUGAACAAUUGCUGCUCUUCGAUUCCACAUUAGCAUGACGAUCGCACUACACUUUAUUGUCAGUUACAAGAAAGUACUAUAUUCUCAUUGUAACUACUGAAACGGAGCAUGAAUACACUCGAUAAAGAAUUUGACCAGACCACUGACCACCUCUUUUCAGGUUACGUACCACAAUGCGUUGGAGUCGCAGCUCGGGUUUCUCGAGAAUAUGCUCCGGGAGAAGAAUUUUCAGGUGACCACCAGCGGUCCGCUGAAUCCCAUGUUGAUGAACCACCCGGGUUCGCCGCAGCCUCCCGGUCCCGCGAUGCUGCCCGGACAAUUUCUUCUGCAGUGCUACGGGCAGCAGGUCAUUCUGUCCAUGCUGCGGUGCGCGGUCAUCAACAACAGCGAGCGCAUACGGGACGCGUGGCCGACUUUUCUGACGGAGCUGCGGUUCGGGGCCCAGGAAUAUCAGAUGGACCAGCAGUACCGAGAUUGGCUGGCCCACGGCAUUGACUCGGUGCUGCCAUGGCGCAAGUUCGCUAGCGAAAAAGAGGUCACGAACUGGCUUCACGCGCUGCAAUGGAGAAACAUCGACCCCAAUGAUCAGUACUCGAGGCACGGCAAGGACAAUGCGGAAAAGGCCUGGAAACAGAUUUGGUUCCGAAUCGGCCAGCUGCAGGCUAGGAGGAAAAAAUAGUCCUGGCUACAAUGAUUCGUUAGUCCGCAGCGAAGGUAGCUGAUAUUGUUCUGGCGCCCGACGCUCCACAUUUGAUCGUGGUGAAGAUGCUAAGCCGUACAGCGUAGCGACGCAGUUGUAGCGACAGAGGCUGUGCUUUAUCCUCAAGCGCGCAUUGAAAAUGAAAUAAGACGUAUCCUUAGCUUAAUCUCUAAUUUCAACAUCUUUCUACUUUCCAAUCUCUUACUCUUUUAUCUCUUUCUCAUAUCUAUGCGACUUCACUAUUGCAGCAGUCUAGCGACUCUCGAACUCGCUUGCUGGACAGCCUCCGGUUGGGUUCGAUCCUAUGGUUGCAAUUCUUGCAACUAAGUACGUUCCUCCUGAACGCAUUGCAAUAUCAGUCGUGCGCAGCAAUGGCAAGAUUAGUUGUUUAAAUCUAACGAGUACGUAGCGACGCGACUCUGCUUUUGGUACAGAAAAUACGCAAAGAGGUCAAUCACUGUCACGGUAAUGUUGACAAUCAUGUCAU
Messenger RNA from Amoebophrya sp. A120, 5401 nucleotides. Lineage: Eukaryota; Dinophyceae; Syndiniales; Amoebophryaceae. The record is from the annotation of a GenBank genome assembly.